Messenger RNA from Ornithodoros turicata, 1319 nucleotides. It is a transcript of the gene Fib, whose product is annotated as rRNA 2'-O-methyltransferase fibrillarin-like. Gene Ontology annotation, biological process: rRNA methylation; box C/D sno(s)RNA 3'-end processing. The record is from RefSeq and is a predicted model, not a curated record. The coding region runs from base 90 to 1196 and encodes 368 amino acids. NCBI's taxonomy places the organism in Eukaryota, Metazoa, Arthropoda, Arachnida, Ixodida, Argasidae. Gene Ontology annotation, molecular function: histone H2AQ104 methyltransferase activity; rRNA methyltransferase activity; RNA binding. The transcript is spliced from 9 exons. Gene Ontology annotation, cellular component: small-subunit processome; Cajal body; box C/D methylation guide snoRNP complex.
AGCAACGCUGUUCAUAAUGUUUUCCGGUCCAACAGAGGGCAGCAUAGAAAGGCGUUGUGUGUUUGAGUUGGAGACACGUGGUGGUUGUAAUGGGACGUCCAGGAUUCACGCCACGGGGUGACCGUGGUGGUAGAGGUGGCUUUCGAGGCGGAAGCUCAGAUCGUGGUGGUGGAGGUGGCUUUCGAGGUGGAAGCUCAGACCGUGGUGGUGGAAGAGGAGGAUUCCGUGGAGGAUUCAGAGGCGGCAGGGGUGGAGACAGGGGGAGCUUCGGUGACAGGAGCUUUGGUGACGGAGAACGCAAAAGCUUUGGUGAUGGAGGAGAACGUGGUGGCUUCAGAGGAGGUUUCAGAGGUGGUGACAGGGGCCGUGGUGGCUUCAGGGGAGGUUUCAGAGGAGGAGACAGGGGCCGUGGUGGCAGAGGAGGAUUUGGCCGAGGAGGAGGAGGAGGUAGAGGAGGACGUGGUGGAAGAGGUGGCAUGCGAGGUGGCAGGAAGGUAUUCAUUGAACCUCAUAGGCAUGAAGGUGUGUUUAUUGCCCGAGGAAAGGAAGAUGCUUUGGUCACCAAAAACUUGGUGAUUGGGGAAAGCGUGUACGGAGAGAAGAAAGUAGCCGUUGAGGAAGACGGAAACAAGAUUGAGUACAGGGUGUGGAACCCGUUCCGGUCUAAAUUGGCUGCUGCUAUUUUGGGGGGAGUCGACAAAAUCCACAUGCCGCCAGGCAGCAAGGUGCUCUACUUGGGUGCAGCAUCCGGCACUACAGUGUCACACGUGGCAGACAUUGUGGGCCCGGAGGGCCUUGUGUACGCAGUGGAAUUUUCGCACCGAUCCGGACGUGACCUCAUUGGUGUUGCCCAGAAGAGGACCAACAUCAUCCCAAUCAUAGAGGAUGCGAGGCAUCCACACAAGUACAGAAUGCUCGUUGGCAUGGUAGACACAAUUUUUGCAGAUGUAGCUCAACCAGACCAGGCCAGAAUUGUAGCGAUCAAUGCACACAGCUUCCUGAAGAAUGGAGGUCACUUUGUCAUUUCCAUUAAGGCCAACUGUAUAGAUUCCACUGCUGAGCCAGAGGCUGUGUUUGCUGGUGAGGUUGAGAAACUGAAGUCUGAGAGGUUAAAGCCACAAGAGCAGAUCACAUUGGAGCCCUAUGAGCGAGACCACGCUGUAGUUGUGGGCAUCUACAGGCCUCCGAAGAAGUGAGAGUUGACAGUCAUCGCAAGUUUGACAUCACUUUUAAUUUGUCGCACAUUAAAUCGUCUCAUUGUUUUGUUUGAAUUGUGUGCUCCAUAUUACUGGAUAUUAAAAAAAAUGUUUCAAAAGUUA